Colletotrichum gloeosporioides is the source of this 2754-nucleotide messenger RNA. RefSeq lists its product as uncharacterized. The record is from RefSeq and is a predicted model, not a curated record. The coding region runs from base 1 to 2754 and encodes 917 amino acids. Lineage: Eukaryota; Fungi; Ascomycota; Sordariomycetes; Glomerellales; Glomerellaceae. The transcript has 3 exons.
AUGCAUGCUUUCAAGUCGUACCUCACGCCUGCCCGGGCGGCAGGCUCCGAGUCCAACAAAUCCACAAGACAAUCGAAGCCAACUCCGUCAACACCACAGCACCGACAACAGUCUUCGGGUAACACCCUCCCUAUGCCGUCGAACGCGACGCAGUCAUCCGAGAAGCCGGGGCCGUACCGAAGCCAGAGCACCAGGACAUCCGCCAGGCAGUCCACCGUGAGCUUGGCUCUCACUGCUGGCAUGAGGGACAAGCAUGCGAGUAGCAUUCUCGAUCUCAGAGCUGACGUAACGGUGCACGGCAUGUACCAGGAACAGCUGAGAAAGGGUUAUGCAUCGGCAUGGAAUUUGGGUGAGGGUAUUGUUCUCAAGAAGGGCCGCAAUGACUUCGUCUGCGCCCCUCCUCAGAUGCAGACUGUUCCGUAUGGAUUCUUUGAUAUGGUCGGCCAGCUCAACGUCAGCUGUGCCAUGACAGUGAACACUCCGGUUAUCCAGUCCAUCAUCCAAGGUCUUCUCAACAGCAGGGAGCCUAAGGACUCCGUAGCCCUGGAGGGAGGGUUGCAACUGCAGGUCCUUCCGAGGAUGACCGACUUGCCCAGAUGCCAAAAGCAUCAGUAUGCGGCUUUCGUCCUCGACCCACCUUUGCUGGUUGUAUGGGACGAUGAUGCCAACAGGAUCUUCUCUAGACCAGAGAGUAUCGAGAAGAUGAUCAUUUCCAUGAUUUGGAAGACCGAUGACGGCGAGGAAGAAGAUGAGCCAAAGAACGAGAAAGCAGUCGACAUCAACAUUCAAGAAUUAUCACCCGCCGCUCUUGAGGAGGCACUCAAAGCCGAGGUUCGGCCUUCCAGGAUUACAAGCUCUAUGGUAGUCGCUCUUGCACUGGCUCUCUCGAUUACUUGCUUGGGUCUUGGUUACCGAGCUCUCGCCUUGCAGAUUACGGUCGAUAACAGCUAUACUCGCUUGGCUCUGCUUGCUGUCGGACCAGUCACGCUCUUCAUCUCCCUGUUCUUCUUCAUGUCAAUAUCUGGAAACGUCUUCCAGGUAUUUGGCCCUAUCUCUGGUGUCAACCAGAACUCCAAGAACUUCUCCGGCAAACCCCCUCGCCGAAUGAGUCCUCACUCAGGCGAGCUACCCCAUGUCACAAUCCAGAUGCCUGUUUACAAGGAGGGCCUUAACGCCGUUAUCAAGCCUACGGUCAUUUCUCUCAAGGCUGCUAUCUCGACGUACGAGAUGCAGGGUGGCACCGCAAACAUUUUGGUCAACGAUGACGGUAUGCAGCUCAUCGACGAAGAGGAGGCUCAGGCUCGCAGAGAUUUCUAUGAGGAGCACAAUAUGGGAUGGGUCUCCCGUCCUGGUCACAACCCCAACCCUGAGAACCCCGGCGAGGCUCCUUUCCUCCGCAAGGGUCGUUUCAAGAAGGCCUCCAACAUGAACUACGCGCUCAUGACAAGCAUCAAAGUGGAGGAGAAACUCAUGGAGAUUGAGCGCGGAAACAAGUGGGGCCAAGAGAGUGAGGACCAAGUCUACGCCGAGGCUCUCACCCAAGUCCUCGAGGAGUCUGAGGGUCGCACAUGGGCCGAUGGCAAUAUUCGAAUCGGUGACUACAUUCUGCUUAUCGACUCCGAUACGCGUGUCCCACGAGACUGCCUGCUUGACGCCGUCAGCGAGAUGGACGCGUCCCCCGAGGUCGCCAUCAUCCAGUACACCUCCGGAGUCAUGAACGUUUCGGACUCCUUCUUCGAGCAGGCUGUCACCUGGUUCACGGAAAUGAUUUACACCUCGAUCACAUUCGCCGUCGCCAAUGGUGACAUCUCGCCUUUCGUUGGCCACAACGCUGUCCUGCGCUGGUCUGCUCUCCAGGAUGCCGCCUCGUACUUCGACGAGGAAGAUGGAUACGAGAAGUUCUGGUCCGAAUCGCACGUGUCUGAGGAUUUUGACAUGGCAUUGCGUCUCCAGACAGCCGGAUACUCUAUCCGGUACGGUGCCUAUACUGGGGAUGGUUUUAAGGAGGGUGUGUCCCUGACUGUCUACGACGAGUUGGCCCGUUGGGAAAAGUAUGCGUACGGCUGCAACGAACUGCUAUUUCAUCCUCUGCGAUUCUGGAUCAUCCGCGGCCCCUUCACUCCCCUCUUCAAGAAGUUCAUCUUCUCCAACAUUGCUUUCCCCCGGAAGAUGACUAUUCUGGCUUACAUCGGCACUUACUACGCCAUCGGAGCCUCAUGGCCUCUGACCGUUCUGAACUAUUUUGUAACGGGAUGGUAUUGGGGACACUAUGACAAGUACUAUCUUGAUUCAUUCGCUACCUACGUAUCGAUCAUUGUCGUUUUCCCCCUUGUUGGCAAUCUCUCCCUGGCUAUACUUCGCUACAGACUAGGCGAGAGAUCUCUUCUAUCAGCUUUGUGGGAAAACUUCAAGUGGAUGCCCAUUUUCACGAUCUUCCUUGGCGGUAUCUCUCUCCACGUCUCCAAGGCACUGCUUUGUCAUUUCUUCGAGAUCGACAUCCAAUGGGGUGCGACAUCGAAGGAGGUGGAGAACUGCAACUUUCUCGAGGAGAUUCCGAAAAUCAUCAAGAGUUUUGUGGGUACCUUCGUGUUCUGCUUUGGCGCCACGGCACUGAUCAUAUGCGGCUACUACGUUUUCCCACAGGAGUGGCAGAUCAAAACCUUUGCGACCAUUUACCCGUUGUGCGUCACCAUCUUUUCGCACUUCGCUUUGCCGGUCCUCCUCAACCCAGCGCUGAUGAAGUUCACUUUCUAA